ACAACAGAAGCUUUCUAUAAUCAAUGGACUGAAUGAAGACUGCCUACAACGCCUAUCGAUGCCUGGCCAAGGAGGAUCUGGAUGCUUUCGCCAUGAACCCGGAGAUGACAAUGGAUGGUAUGGGCGGCCUGCACGGCGCGCUGAGCGUGAGCGGCCAUGAUCACGACCUGCUGACCGGACACAGCCUGCACAACCCGCACAACACCAACAGCACCACUUCAUCAUCAUCGGCAUCAUCGCUGCGGAUACACCAGGAUCUGGCGUCGCGCUCGGCCAUGGUGUCCGGCAUGGCGAGCAUCCUGGAGGGCGCGGGAGAGUACCGGACCGAUCUGAGUCUGCCGCUCCAUCACGGGAUGAGCAUGAGCGUGCCGUGCGACACGUCGCCCCAAGGUAUGGGGAUGAGCGGCACCUAUACCACGCUGACACCUUUGCAACCUUUACCGCCUAUUUCUACAGUAUCGGACAAGUUCCAGCAUCCACACCAUCACCAUCAUCAUCAUCACCAUCACCACCACCACCAGCGGCUCUCGGGCAAUGUCAGCGGGAGUUUCACUCUGAUGCGCGACGACCGGGCUCUACCGGCCAUGAACAACCUAUACAGCGCCUACCACAAGGACAUGAGCGGCGUGGCGCCGAGUUUGAGCCCGCUCGGGAACGGCUUGGGUCCCGUACACGGCGCGCAGCACGGCUACGGCGCCAACGGCGGCGGCCACGACAAGAUGCUGGGCUCCAACUUCGACACGCACGCAGCCAUGCUGGCCCGCGGAGACCAGCAGCACCUGACGCGAGGUCUCGGCGGCCCCGUGGCCAGCAUGAUGCCGCCGCACCUGAACGGAAUGCAUCCCGGAGCGGCCAUGCAUCACCCGCACCCGCACGCCCCCAUGCUGGCGUGCUCCGGCCGGGACAGGCCGCCUUCCUCCUCUUCCUCCUCCUCCUCCUCCGCGGGGGUGCAGCACCAUCAGCAGCAGCCGCAGCAGCACCAUCAGCAGCAGCAGCAGCAGCUCGAAGAGAUUAACACCAAAGAGGUCGCGCAGCGCAUCACCGCCGAGCUCAAGCGCUACAGCAUCCCGCAGGCCAUCUUUGCCCAGCGUGUGCUGUGCCGCUCGCAGGGAACCCUGUCCGACCUGCUCCGCAACCCCAAGCCCUGGAGUAAACUCAAGUCCGGCCGGGAGACUUUCCGCCGCAUGUGGAAGUGGCUGCAGGAGCCCGAGUUCCAGAGGAUGUCCGCGCUCAGGCUUGCAGAAGCAUGCAAAAGAAAAGAGCAAGACUCCGGCAAGGACAGGGGCAACACACCAAAGAAAUCGCGGCUGGUCUUCACCGACCUGCAGCGGAGAACGUUACUGGCCAUCUUCAAGGAGAACAAGCGCCCGUCCAAGGAGAUGCAGCUGACCAUCUCUCAGCAGCUGGGACUGGAACUGACCACCGUUAGCAACUUCUUCAUGAACGCGCGCCGACGCAGCCUGGACAAAUGGAUGGACGAGGGCAGUCCGGGCGGGGCCUCGUCGGCGUCCAGCACUUGUACCAAAGUCUGA
Messenger RNA from Trichomycterus rosablanca, 1532 nucleotides. RefSeq names its product one cut homeobox 2 (gene onecut2). Gene Ontology annotation, cellular component: nucleus. The transcript is spliced from 2 exons. The coding region runs from base 33 to 1532 and encodes 499 amino acids. NCBI's taxonomy places the organism in Eukaryota, Metazoa, Chordata, Actinopteri, Siluriformes, Trichomycteridae. Gene Ontology annotation, molecular function: DNA-binding transcription factor activity, RNA polymerase II-specific; RNA polymerase II cis-regulatory region sequence-specific DNA binding. Gene Ontology annotation, biological process: regulation of transcription by RNA polymerase II. The record is from RefSeq and is a predicted model, not a curated record.